Messenger RNA from Anisakis simplex (herring worm), 1003 nucleotides. NCBI's taxonomy places the organism in Eukaryota, Metazoa, Nematoda, Chromadorea, Rhabditida, Anisakidae. The record is from the annotation of a GenBank genome assembly.
CCAUCACGUAUCGGGAAUUCCGUCUGAGUUCGAUACGGAUUUUUACUUGGCACGAUGGUGGCGUGCAUAUAAUGGCGAUAUAAAGAUGAUCGAACGCAAAAUGCAUCAGUUGUUUGAACACCGUCGAGUGAUCGGAUACGAUCGACUGGACACGAAACUGUUCGAUGUGGAACUUGAUUUCGCUAGGAGAACUUUUGAGCUGUUAACUGCGAUUAAUCGAAGACUGUCGAUUAAUUCUCUGAACCUUCAAAAUCGUGAAGGGCAUGAAAUAACUCGAUUAUUGAAUUUCACACGUUGGAUCUUGUCUAUUAUUAAUUCCGAUUUUCAGCGCUUUUCGAUCUCAUCCCUCUCGCAGGAUCAUUUUUCCGGCAAUGUUUGCAUAUUUUUGCAGAAGAUGGCCGGCACAGAUCUCAAAGAGAUUAUGAAGGUUAUUCCGUUGAGCUACGUGAUUCAUUCAUACUUUAUGUUACUGGAAUCAUUCACUCGGGCCGUACUCACAAAAGAGAAACAAACUGGCACGUGUGCUGCUGCGGUUAUUGUGCUGGAUCUUGAGGGUCUCAAUAUCACCGACUUCUUGAAUCCACUCAGCACACCAGCUAGACUGGCUCGAUUGGUCGUUAAAGUUUGGUCAGAGUACUUCAGUGAAACUAUUAUCAAAGUCUAUAUCGUCAAUUCACCAGCACUGUUAAGCGUAAUGUGGCAAGUAACCAAGUUGAUAAUGGAUAAGAAAACUCAAUCAAGAAUCACGUUUCUCGACAAACCGUCCGAUCUCCUUGAGCAUCUCAGCGCAAAGUCCGUACCGGAAUGUUAUGGUGGUGCACGGCGUGACGAUAGUGGUUAUGCGGAUCCACCGGAAUCUGCUUGUAAACGAGCGUUACAAGUGACACCGCAGCACUACUACGACGUGAAUAAAUUGUGGCGAGAGCAUGGCUUUGAACGACUCCCAUCACGAAUCACUACAAUCGCAAUCAAAGGAAACGAAUACGUUGAAGUGAUCAGGUAG